AUGCUAUUCGACAAAAGCAAGACAACGACAGCAAUGGAAAAACUCCGCAACACAAGUUCUAGGAAGCCCAAUGGCGAAAAAGACCAAUCAGUGAUCAAGCCAAUCUCUUUAGAUGGCAGAACAGGUGAAGUAAUCGUGAGAAAAUCCACAGGGAAGACUAAAAUACGUAAAGGUCAGACAGAAGAAGAGUACGGGCAGCAGUUGCGACACUACUUUCAAGUGGAAGAAGGCCCUGUGCGGACAGAGGUUGGCUGGAUGGAUAAAGUAGAUCCUCUAGCUGACAUACGAGAUGGCAAGUACGAUAUUUCCAACAAGCACCAACGACAAGUGCUUAGUGGGUUCUGCCAUCGUUUAUUCUACCAGCGCAAGUAUGAGCAGUGUCUGAACCUCAGCAGCUAUCUGUUGGGACUCUUCGAACCCUUUAAUGUGAAGAACAAAAUGAAACGGGAGCUUGAAGAGCUAGAAUAUAUGAUCGAGCAGUGUCGUGGACAGGUGUCAUAA
Saccharomyces kudriavzevii IFO 1802 is the source of this 501-nucleotide messenger RNA. RefSeq lists its product as uncharacterized. Bases 1 to 501 code for a protein of 166 amino acids. NCBI's taxonomy places the organism in Eukaryota, Fungi, Ascomycota, Saccharomycetes, Saccharomycetales, Saccharomycetaceae. The transcript has a single exon. The record is from RefSeq and is a predicted model, not a curated record.